Messenger RNA from Oikopleura dioica, 1476 nucleotides. NCBI's taxonomy places the organism in Eukaryota, Metazoa, Chordata, Appendicularia, Copelata, Oikopleuridae. The record is from the annotation of a GenBank genome assembly.
AUGAUCAGUUCAAGCCAGAUCGAGGAAACUGAAGAAGAAGCUAGAAAUCUGGAAAUGCUGAGCGGCGGAAACCAGUUCAUCGUCCAAUUCGUCGAUUUUCUGCCGAUGGAAAGACCGGACUGGUUCAAGCUCACUUCGAUUUCGUUUUUAGUCAUGGAGUUUUGCGAACUUGGAAGCUUGAACGACUGGAUCGGGCGAAGAAAACAGCAAGGGCGCUGGACAAGCGCGGAAGAAGUGUCGUUGAUUGGCGCCCAGAUCAUUUCCGCGCUGGCUUUUUGCCACUCCAGGGACAUCGCGCAUUUGGAUGUUAAACCGCAAAAUGUGUUCAUCAAGGGAGAUGGCAUUACUAUCCGGGUCGGCGAUUUCGGAAGUGUCAUGCAACUGAGAUCGAUUGAGGCGACGAUUCAAGGAACAAGCACCGAUGCAAUCAAGAAUACGCUGAUUUACACUCCUCCAGAGUCGUUUACCGAACCACUAAGAAGAUCUGCUCGCCUGGAUGUUUGGGGCUUCGGCCACAUCAUUCAAGAACUUUUGACUUUUGAGCACGCUUUUUGCCGAGUUGAUGGAAGGCCAACAAGAAAUCAACGUCAAAUAGUGAACAACAUCUGCGAGAACAAGCGAACAAAAUUGUCUCAAAUCCGCAGCGAAAGCGAAGAAUUCAUCGACUUCGAAAUUCUUCUCCAAAAAUGCCUGAAUCCUCAAAAACUACUUCGCCUCGAAAACGCGCUUCAACUCCGUGGCGAAGCGAUCUUUUGCGAGUUUUUGGAGCGAAUCGAAAGCGGCGAAGCUCCAAAUGAAAUCAUUGCUCCUCCAGAAGAAAUCAUCAGGAGACUGAGGGAAACCAAUCAGCAGCAGGAGAGUUUGAUUGAGGGGCAGAAGAGGAGGAUAAGCGAGCUUGAGGGACAAAAUAGGAAAUUCCUCGCCGAGAUCACGAAACAGAAGCAAAAAGUGGCAGAGCAAGAAGAAGACCUGAAAAACAUUUUGGCUGAAAACGAGCGAAAAAAUCAAAUUGAAGAAAAUUUAAAAAUUGAAAACGGAAAUCAGAAGAAAGAAAUCGCGGAUUUGAAGAGAGAACUAGAUGAAUUCAAAGAUCAACGACAGUCGGCUGCGAAUGAAAGACAACAAGGAGGAGAAUGUGAUUUGAGAAGAGUUGCGUCCCCAAUUGUUCAGCCAUUUGCGAGUUGGCAGAAGUUGGAGGUCGCGGAGAAUGGAUGGAAUCUCAAAUUCCAAGGUGGUGGUGGUUAUGGAAGAGAUGAUGGGCAUCUUCUCUGGAUCGGAAACAAAGACGGCGGAGUUCGAUUCAAGGCCGUCGUGCAGGAGAUUGAUUAUGAAAAUGGAAAAGAGCUUAGCAGAGGAGAGAUUAGAAGCGAGCCGGAUGGGCAGAAGCAGAAAAUCAAAUACAAUACAAUACAAGGUUAUUUUGGCGAUUGUUUUGUAAGAUACAACAUAACUUUUUCUGUAAAAUCAACAAUGUAA